This is a messenger RNA of Candidula unifasciata, 2895 nucleotides long. Lineage: Eukaryota; Metazoa; Mollusca; Gastropoda; Stylommatophora; Geomitridae. The record is from the annotation of a GenBank genome assembly.
AUGGCCGUUUACGGUGGAAGGAUCAACAAAGAUGUGAAUGUUUUCAGCGACGGGGACCAUACUUACAGCGUAACUAGGUUCAGUGCAGGAGCAGGGGCUGUCGAUCGACAAGGAGGCGCCGGGACAGACAGCAGCAGACGGCGGGAUGAUGUUGUUCUUGUUGUGAAUUCGAAAUCUUCUGAUUUACCCGAUUCUAAAGGAGGUGAGAAGGUAAUUUAUCAAAAUAUAUUACCUGGUGGUAAGUUUAAUCGCCAGGAAAGUGGUGCUUACGCGUUCGGUGGUGUGAAUUCGGAAGGGAAUCGGUCGAGGGAUAUAAAUAAUUCUGCAGCGGAUUACCCGGGUGGAACAAUGAGCGGGGGUGUACGAGAUAUUUCGGAUCAUAAAUCCACUUUCGUUAGUAGUAUUAGUGUCAGAGAUGCAAAACCUCCACCCAUACCGUUGUCUGGAGUAGGAGGGAAUGUUGGACUUACGAUUUCGACGCAUUAUCCAACGGGACAAGUUAACUGGCAGGGUGGGAGGGCUGCCUCUCCAUCGGGUAUCGUUACCGGGUCUGACAGCAGACAUGUUUUGAUUGGCAUGGGGCCACACCCGAGUUCACGAAUAUCUUUCACAAAUUCUGGUGCUCAUAACAGCAACGUAGGAAGGUCGCACCAGAUCAGCGUUCAGUACCAACCUAUGGUCAGUUCUGGACAACAGGCAGGGGGUAACUUGUACUAUGCAAGCCCUCGAUUGGGUGUUGAAAUUGGCGGGGAAUCUCCUGGUCGUAGUCAGAGCAGUUCCAUUUUCUUCAGGUCAGGUCCUCCCAGAGGAUCUGAUACUGUCACUUCAGAUGAUGGCUAUUCAAGCUCAAGAGUGUUGGGCGGUCACGGGGGGAUACCAAUUCAGAUAGCUCAUCCUGUUUACAUAGAUCCUCGUCAAAGAACUCUACCACCACAGUCUGCUGUGAAAGUUCAUACAUCAACUUAUGCAACCAGUGUGAAUGAUCAAGGAAUAAAUCCACCAACAAAUGAUGGAGUCCAGGUGGUGCUUGCUUCAAAUACAGGCACACGUAUAAACAACCAAACCAAUGUGGAUAUUCAAAACUCAGCCCCUUCUGUUUCUGUCAGAGGACCAUUAAAUUCACACAUCAACAGAUCAAAUUCAGAUGCAGAGAAGACAGUUGCUGCUUUGACACAGCAGUUGGAAAGGGAUUUGAGCAUUAACAACUCUGCAUUGGCUCAAAGCCCCAGUGAACCUUUAGCUUCUCAUACCACAGGGGAUGUGGAACCCCCUCCACCAUAUCAUGGACCUCACGACGUUCAGACCUCGGUUAAAUCCUCCAUCCAACUGUCGUCUCACCCACACAAAUCAAACGUCAGGCUGGUGGCUCCAGUCCAGGGCAUACAAGUUCAGACAGGGUCAGUGUCCACAGCAGCUAAACCACCAGGGAUCAAAUCACACCUGGCUUUUCAGGUGACUCCUCCAAAAAGUAAAGGCCCGUCCGAUGCAGAGAAAAAGCUGGCAGCUUUGACACAGCAGCUAGAGGAUGAAAUGGAUCACCUGGCAGCGGGAGAUUACUUUGGCCAGUGUGUGACAUGCGGGGACAAGGUCACGGGAACCAACGAGGCGUGCCAAGCAAUGGGCAACCUUUACCACACCAAGUGUUUCGUCUGCUGCUCGUGCGGUCGCACCCUGCGAGGCAAGGCCUUCUACAAUGUCCAUGGCAAGGUCUAUUGUGAGGAGGAUUAUCUGUAUUCAGGCUUCCAGCAGACAGCAGAGAAGUGUGUGGUCUGUGGGCACCUCAUCAUGGAGAUGAUCCUGCAAGCCAUGGGCAAGUCCUACCACCCUGGAUGUUUCAGAUGCUGCGUCUGCAACGAGUGCCUGGAUGGUGUCCCCUUCACCAUUGAUGUGGACAACAAGAUCUACUGUGUGGCAGAUUACCACAGAGUGUAUGCUCCCAAGUGUGCUGCAUGCGGGCAGGCAAUCACCCCUGUUGAUGGCACUGAAGAGACUGUCAGAGUCGUGUCCAUGGACAAGGACUUUCAUGUGGACUGCUACCAUUGUGAGGAUUGUGGCCUGCAGCUGACAGAUGAGAUAGACAAGCGCUGCUACCCACUGGAAGGACACCUGUUUUGUCAUAGCUGCCACAUUGCCCACCUGAGUGUGCAGUUCCCCAACGAGACAUUCUAUGUCGACCCUCAAACGUUCAACAUCCACAACCGCGGAUAUAUUAAGUCAGACGGUGAUCCUCGAGGAGAGACCCCCUCUAUGAUGCCUCGCUACUCGGCCAUGCCGAUGCAUGCAGGACUGAGUACAACUUCUCCUUGUGUGCACGCGGGAAACUUUAGUAGUGAGUACGGAUCAGAAGCAACCGAUGCAGAGGAUGAUCACUUCUAUAGUGGUCAUUAUGGAGGCGGUUCAGGUUCCCAGCAUGAGAUGGGGUGGUAUGAAAGCAACAUCCCAGAUUACGCCAGGGGUCGGAACAGCAUCGGCAGCAGUCACAGCAGCGGGGGCAGCCAAAGCAGCUUUCCUGGCAGCCCAACUGGGCAUGUUGGUGGACACAACAGCAGCGACCCCAGGCUGGGGUGGAGACGAGAAGGGUCCAGUCGAGACUGUGUGCCGCCUUCUUACAGAAGCAUUGUGGGCAGUAACUACGGCAGCCCCACGCAUCGGUCUAAUGGUGGUGACUGCAGUAACUUGUUGCAGCACAGCAACCUCAACAGUCCUGAGCACAGCAGUUCAUCAGGGAUAUACAGCAAUGUUAGCAGCUACAACUCCAUGGGCGCCCAGGGGAGGGCAUACACAGGUGGGCCACAUUCAGACCUGACUUUGCAUCCAGCUGCAGUACUACAGUUAACGCCAGGUCAUCAAACAUCAUCCAAGAAGUCUAAUACGUAUCACAUAACUGACUUGUAG